Molecule: messenger RNA, 677 nt
Organism: Trematomus bernacchii (emerald rockcod)
Lineage: Eukaryota; Metazoa; Chordata; Actinopteri; Perciformes; Nototheniidae
Product: galactose-specific lectin nattectin-like
Exons: 7
Coding region: 186-677 (163 amino acids)
Molecular function (GO): signaling receptor activity
Source: RefSeq, a predicted model, not a curated record
UAGACCACGGCACAGUCAAGGAGUUGCAGAGGACGCUGAAGGGGAAUCCUGGAACCGAGGUUCAGACCGGGACGAGGAACUCAGAGAGGGGAGACGAGGAGCAGGACAGACCAGGGAGGUGGCUGGACGUGGCAGGCGGAGGAGGUGUGUGGAUCUGGAAACAGGAAAGAAGCAGGGUUAGGAAGAUGGCGUCAGUUUUCCACUGCAUUGUGCUCCUUUGUUUGACCGGUGGACUGUGGAUGGAGGCAGACGCAAGUUGUCCCAUAAGAAAAGGUUGCCCCCAAGGUUGGUCUCUGCUUGGCUCUCGCUGUUUCAUCUUCAACUAUGAGGAAAAGGAAUGGGCUAUUGCUGAGAAAUCUUGCACUGCCCUGGGUGGUAAUCUGGCUUCCAUCGAAACGCACGUUGAAUACCUAUUCAUCAGACAGUUGGUGAAAACGGCAACAGGCAAAAAUAAACUUUCUUGGGUUGGAAGCAGUGAUGCUGUCAAGGACGGUGUGUGGCUGUGGAGCGAUGGCUCUAAUUUUAAAUUUGGCGGCUGGGCAAAGGGGGAGCCAAAUGGUCAAGGAAAGGAAAAUUGUAUGGAGAUUAACUUUAGAGAAUCUGACUACGUCAACGACUCGGUGUGUUCUGGGAAGAAAUCGUUUGUUUGUUCUGCCAACUCAUCUCCCCUGGGAUAA